Molecule: messenger RNA, 497 nt
Organism: Oncorhynchus tshawytscha (Chinook salmon)
Lineage: Eukaryota; Metazoa; Chordata; Actinopteri; Salmoniformes; Salmonidae
Product: 60S ribosomal protein L23a-like
Exons: 2
Coding region: 19-414 (131 amino acids)
Biological process (GO): ribosomal large subunit assembly; translation
Cellular component (GO): cytosolic large ribosomal subunit; ribosome
Molecular function (GO): structural constituent of ribosome
Source: RefSeq, a predicted model, not a curated record
UUCUUCGCCUUCGGUGCCAUGAUGAGAAAGGCUGUCCCUGCCAAGACUGAGGCCAAGGUAAAGGCCCUGAAGGCCAAAAAGGCUGUUCUGAAGGGAGUCCACAGCCAGAGGAAGAAGAAGAUAAGAACCUCCCCAACCUUUCGCCGCCCCAAAACCCUGCGCCUCCGCAGACAACCCAAGUACCCCCGGAAGAGUGCCCCUCGCAGGAAUAAGUUGGACCACUAUGCCAUCAUUAAGUUCCCUCUGACGACAGAGUCGGCAAUGAAGAAGAUGGAGGACAACAACACCCUCGUCUUCAUCGUAGACGUCAAGGCCAACAAGCACCAGAUCAAACACGCCAUCAAGAAGCUCUACAACAUUGAUGUGGCCAAGGUCAACACACUCAUCAGGCCUGACGGUGAGAAGAAGGCAUAAGUGUGUCUGGCUCCAGAUUACGAUGCAUUGGAUGUCGCCAACAAGAUUGGCAUAAUCUAAAUGGCUGCUGGGGAGAUGUACAG